UCCCGGCGUGUGUUCCACUAUGUUUUGGCGCAAACCUCCUCCGGUCAUCAGGCAGUUUAUCCUGCGCACUGCAGUGGUCAAUCAUUUGGGCAAGUGUCUGCGGAAGCAUUAUAAUGAAUACUGCCAAUUGAGUAUACAUCUCGCUAAGAGGUCGGACGUUAAGACUGAAGAGGCUCUUUCCGAUCUACUUAAGGUUCAACAAUUAAAGACGGCUUUUGCGCACCGGCUGCUUGAUCGGGAAUACAAUGAACUGUUUACAUAUAUGAUGGACAAGAGAGAACUGUGGGACAGUCCUGAGUACUUCAAAGCCAAGGAGGCCUUGGGAGCGGCGUGCCGAAAUUUGCGAGCAUGUAAAACUACCGAGCCAAUGAAAUCAGACCAGUCAUAA
Messenger RNA from Drosophila eugracilis, 388 nucleotides. RefSeq lists its product as uncharacterized. Lineage: Eukaryota; Metazoa; Arthropoda; Insecta; Diptera; Drosophilidae. The coding region runs from base 20 to 388 and encodes 122 amino acids. The record is from RefSeq and is a predicted model, not a curated record. The transcript has a single exon.